Toxoplasma gondii ME49 is the source of this 1514-nucleotide messenger RNA. RefSeq lists its product as hypothetical. Bases 861 to 1514 code for a protein of 217 amino acids. Lineage: Eukaryota; Apicomplexa; Conoidasida; Eucoccidiorida; Sarcocystidae. The transcript has 2 exons. The record is from RefSeq and is a predicted model, not a curated record.
AUCUACAGAUUGUAUUAUUUGUGUGAAAAGCAUUUCUGAUCGCAGGAACCAGUUCAGUAACAACAAUGAAUUCCUUACGAUUUACCUCAAAAUUUGUCCAUUUGUGGGCCUUGUUUUGUCUCUUACUGCAAUGUGUCCAAGGAAGUCAACAAUACGGUUCACUUGUGCAAGAGCAGUUCAAUCACAGACCGACAGUAUCUGCACUAGACUUUCUAUUGUCCGGUAUUCUUUUUUUACCAAGAACUCUUUCUCCCCAAGCAAACGUACCGCUGUCUUCUAGUGCACACUCUCAGCAACCAUUCUUUGAAGCCGUUCUCAACAAAUCGUUCACGCGGACAACACUUUCGGAAGGAGAUCUACAGAAACUGCCAUUCAUUGCCAACGACCCACUUUUAUCUGCCGCAUUUCGCCUCAAGGACGAGUUCCACAACGUAUUGCAGCCACCCACCAAACAUACUGUUGGUAAGCUAAACAUUCGGUGAUUCAACCAACUCACGAGUAACAAGAGUUCUGCUAUCUGUCACUGUACUGCAGAGGUUCCGCUCGAGUCCACGAGGCUUCGGAGGCGCCGCUUGCAAAAUAUUCCGCCAGGAACUCGUUCCACUCGUGACGCCUCAACCCUGACAGAUCACGAAACGAAUCGCAUCUCCAAUAGAACUCCAAGCAGACCUCAGAUACACAAUGACUACCCUGCUGAUCCUGGCCUUGCAAACGACAAUGACGCUGCCCGAUCCUUGAUCAUUUCCCUCGCCAAGCACGUCGCCUUUCCAGCCCUAGAUCCCGCUAUAAUUGCAAGCACCACAACAGAUUUUGUUGACCAGUUUCUGAGCCCUACUGGACUGACGCAAGAAGUGGCACGAAUGAUGAUGACGGCACGACAGGCAGUGGGAAACGACAUCGAAGGCAUUGACGGCAAUCGCGCCGCGACUGACAGUGACUUCUUAGACGGCGACAUGGGAGGCCUUCUGAGCCUUCUCGGUGACCUGGAGGCACUGAUUGAGUCGAAAAUUGCUUGCGUCGCGCUUGGCAAAGCAUUCUUCAAGUACGUUUUAGUGCCGCUUCAGCUUGCAGGUCCCGUAGCGAGCAUGAUUCUUGACAGGAAGCCACUGCUGUUGAAGGCCUUCGCGUUGAAGGCACUUCUGUUGAAGCCUGAGCUUUUGAUCCAGCCAGAUCUGUUGUUCCGGUCGGGCCUGCUCUUCAAGCCGGGCCUUCUUCCCGGAAUGGGAGACUUGGAGUUGAAGAAGCUUCUCCUGGCUGCAGUUCUGGCGCCCAAGGUGAUUGCAGGACUGAAGCCCAUGUUCGGUGCCUCUCUGGGGAACAUCCCGCUGUUGCUGAUCGAGAAACUGGUGACACUGGACCCUGGCCAACUUCUGAUGCUCCUAUCAAGUUUGUCCGGUGGAGGCCUGGACGGCUUGUUGGGGGCGAUGGGCACUGAUGAACUGAAGGCUCAAGGCGCCGAGGCGGCCUCUUGGGAGUCCGUUUGCGCGAGAGGUCGGCAGGCAAGAAGGCGCUGA